AUGGCUGCCGCAGGUGAAAAGAGAAAAGUUUCUAGAAAGAAGAAGGAUCCAGAUGCUCCAAAGAGAUCCUUGUCUGCUUAUAUGUUUUUUGCCAAUGAAAACAGAGAUAUUGUUAGAGCUGAAAACCCCGGUAUUUCCUUUGGACAAGUUGGUAAAGCAUUGGGUGACAAAUGGAAGGCUUUGACUCCUGAAGACAAGGUUCCUUAUGAAAACAAGGCAGAAGCUGAUAAAAAGAGAUAUGAAAAAGAAAAAGCCGAUCAACAACCACCACCCCAACAACAACCUCAUCUCCAUCAACAACAAGUACCACCACACCCUCAACAAUUACCACCCCAGUUUCAUCCUCAAGGUCAACAAUACCAAGCUGUGCCACCACAGUACCAAUAUCCUUACCAAUACCAGUACCAAAACCCACCACCUCAACAACAACAACCAGGUCAACCAGGUCAACAACCACAGUAUCAGCAAAAUCCUAAUCAAUACGCUAAUGCUCCUCUUCCUCAACAACAACAACAACAACAACAACAACAACAACCUCAAAAUCCAAAUCAAGCUGGCCAACCUCAGAACCCAAAUGAAUACUAUGAUUACUCAUUUCAAAAAGAGUAUUGGAUGCAAUAG
Lodderomyces margitis is the source of this 621-nucleotide messenger RNA. It is a transcript of the gene NHP6A, whose product is annotated as high-mobility group nucleosome-binding protein. The record is from RefSeq and is a predicted model, not a curated record. The transcript has 2 exons. Lineage: Eukaryota; Fungi; Ascomycota; Pichiomycetes; Serinales; Debaryomycetaceae. The coding region runs from base 1 to 621 and encodes 206 amino acids.